This is a messenger RNA of Cladophialophora bantiana CBS 173.52, 729 nucleotides long. RefSeq lists its product as uncharacterized. The record is from RefSeq and is a predicted model, not a curated record. The transcript has 3 exons. NCBI's taxonomy places the organism in Eukaryota, Fungi, Ascomycota, Eurotiomycetes, Chaetothyriales, Herpotrichiellaceae. Bases 1 to 729 code for a protein of 242 amino acids.
AUGCAUUUCAGCGUAUACUCGCUAAUGAGCGUUGGGUUUGCAGCACUUGCGUCGUCGCAGGCACUUACGCUCGAAGCUUCAGAUUGCGUUGGACCUUUGACUACUGCUUCAAACUGCAACUACUUUGCGAGUAAGCUCAAUGCUUGCAACAGCCUAAGUGGCAGUGCUGCCGCUUCUUGCUACUGUCCGCAAACCGUCUUUGAUGCCAUUGUGCGAUGCGAAGGAGAAUUCAGGCUCUGCUAUGCAGGAGAUGAAUUCGACCCUACAUUUGAGGAUCCGAGCACCGGGCUCAUCACUCUCUGGCAUUCGGCUUGCGACGAAGUAAUCACGUAUACAGUCACAACUCCAGUAGCAGCGGAGCCAUCAAUCACGAUUGACCAGGAUUUCUGUAACUCCGUUGCGAACGACUGCAUUCGAUUUGUCAAACAUCAUCAGCCUGGCAAACAGGUGCCAAAUCGACGGCUCAUCCUCUUGUUUCCUGGAGACGGUCGUCACCACGAAUCUCUGGUCGUACAAGAACUGCCGGAAUGGGGUGUCAGCAGGGAGGCAACUUACCACCAUCACACCCGCGGCCACCGCGACUUUGAGCAGAACGUCCUCAUCGGGGUCAGAUCAGGGAGGCUCAAUUACAUCUGGAACGGCAGAACCAAGCUCGCUUCCGUCGGUGCCCGCCCUGUCCACGGCAACUUCCAGGGUGUCAUCCUUGUCUGCGGCUUCAGCCCGGCCUAG